Messenger RNA from Suillus plorans, 741 nucleotides. RefSeq lists its product as uncharacterized. Lineage: Eukaryota; Fungi; Basidiomycota; Agaricomycetes; Boletales; Suillaceae. The transcript is spliced from 6 exons. The record is from RefSeq and is a predicted model, not a curated record. The coding region runs from base 1 to 741 and encodes 246 amino acids.
AUGUACUUGGUCAAGUUCAGAUUAAUGGUGUACGAAAUCCCUUCGGCUGCUGGUCCUGCUUGUAUCUAUGAAAUUCGAAUUGACGUGACACGUGUUUUGCAGGGUGUCGAUCUCGGUGAUCAUCCUUCAGAUUCGUUCUCACUUGCUAGUAUGGCUGUCGAAACCGACAUGGUCUUCCGUUUUGUUAAUUCUACCGACACCAACGGCGAUAUGCGGACGUUUCGAGUGUAUCAAGUGAUAGGAACAGCAGCACACGAGGAAUUGGAACUAUACAAGUUCUCACAUUCAAUGACUGGUUCUUCUGGUGGAACCACAGCUUAUCAGCGGAAAAAUAUGAACAGUUUGAUCUUUGAGACCGUUGGACAGAUCAGUUGGAGUUCAAACAUUAUUGCCUCCGCCGUGUAUUUUGGUUUAGAGGAGGUUUCUGUCAAAGAUCUCCGCAAGGUCAAAAAUGCGACCAGCCAGUGGAGUAUUUUGCCCGAGUUCAUAUCCCCAUUACUGAUUCAUUUCAUGGAACUUAGUUCACGCAGAUUUAAAUCCGGUGUCGGUGCCGCAUAUAAGUGGAAGAUAUCAGAAAACAGGACUGACUUAUAUUGUAUCGAUUCACAAGACAAAUACAUUGCAUCGUGGUCAAACCACGAGAGGAUACUAAGGGUGACCCCACGCGCCAGCGCGAUGUUAGAUCGGCUGGUGGUAACUUGUUUCCUGAAUGUGUGGUUCAAGCGACUUGGGCGGUGGUAA